AUGGAAGACUCAGUCCCUUACUUCUUUCUUUCCCUUCUCUUCUUCCUUGUUUUAAAAAUUUUCCGAUCAAGAAUACGCUACAGAAACCUCCCUCCUAGUCCACCUGUACUUCCAGUUAUCGGCCAUCUCAGCCUCGUAAUGCGAAAACCACCAAUGCACCGGAUUCUCUACGGUCUCUCUCAAAAGUAUGGCCCUAUCAUCUCUCUUCGCUUUGGACGCCGUCUCGUUGUUGUAGUCUCAUCAUCAUCUGCAGUCGAAGAAUGCUUUACCAAGAAUGAUAUCAUCUUAGCCAAUCGCCCACAAUUUCUUGUCGGCAAAUACAUGGCUUAUAACAACACCACCAUGGCUCAGUCCUCCUAUGGUGAUCAUUGGCGCAGCCUCCGCCGUAUUGGAGCCAUUGAGAUCUUCUCUAAUAAUCGUUUAAACAUGUUUCUAAGUAUCCGAAAAGAUGAAAUCAACCGAUUAAUCACAAAGUUAUUGCAUAGGUCCCUUCAAGAUUUUGCCAAGGUGGAGUUGACAUCAAUGUUUAAAGAGUUAACAUUUAAUAUUAUGGUGAGAAUGAUCGCAGGUAAGAGAUAUUAUGGAGAAGAUGUUACUGACGAGGAAGAAGCACGACAGUUUAGGGAGAUAAUGGAUGAAAUAUCGUAUUUAGGAGGGGCAACAAAUCUAGGGGAUUUCUUGCCAAUCUGGAACUGGAUUGAUGGAGGUAGAUUUGAAAAUAAGUUAAAAAGAAUUGCCAAAAGGACCGACGCAUUAUUGCAACGACUCGUAGAUGAACACAGAAGCAAGAAGGAGAAUUUAGAGAGUAUGAACACCAUGAUUGAUCAUCUUCUUUCUUCUCAAGAAUCAGAACCUGAUUAUUACACAGAUGAGAUUAUCAAAGGGCUCAUACUGAAUUUGCUGUUUGCGGGAAUCGAUGCAUCAUCGGUGACAUUGGAAUGGGCGAUCUCCAGUUUACUCAACAAUCCAAGCAAACUGAGGAAGAUUUGUGAUGAAAUAGAUGACCACGUUGGGCAAGAAUCAUUCAUGGACGAGCUUCAUCUUUCCAAAUUACCCUGUCUUCAAAAUGUUAUCUCCGAGACCCUCCGGCUAUAUCCGGCGGCUCCACUCUUAGUUCCCCACUUGUCAUCCGAAGACUGCAACAUUGGAGGAUACAAUGUGCCACGUGACACAAUCUUGUUGGUAAAUGCCUGGGCCAUACACAGAGAUCAUACCUUAUGGGAUGAUUCAUCAAGCUUUAAACCUGAGAGAUUUGAUAAUGAAAAGGGGGCUAGCUUUAAGCUCAUACCAUUUGGAAUUGGAAGAAGGUCUUGUCCAGGUGCAGAGUUAGCUCUUCGCCUGUUGGGUUUGGCUUUGGGGAGUUUGAUUCAAUGCUUUGAGUGGAAGAGGAUCAGUGACAAGGAAAUUGACAUGACCGAAGAGAAAGGGCUUACUAUGCACAAAGCAGAGCCACUAGAGGCUUUGUGCAAAGCACGGCCGAUCAUGAUUUCUCAGCUUGUUAGCUAUCGUUAAAUCACUGGAUUGUAAUUUUCUUCAUUAUCAAAUAAAAAAAAUGAUAUUUUAAUCAAUAUAAAAAAAAAAGUUUAUUAAUUUUCUCUCCCCUCUCUCCUUCUCCUACACUCAUCAUCUGGGAUUCCAAUAAAUAUAAAUAAAUUCAUAAAUUCUUUCUUUCUUGUAAGAAAAAAAAGAAA
Manihot esculenta (cassava) is the source of this 1691-nucleotide messenger RNA. RefSeq names its product cytochrome P450 81E8. Lineage: Eukaryota; Viridiplantae; Streptophyta; Magnoliopsida; Malpighiales; Euphorbiaceae. The transcript has 2 exons. Gene Ontology annotation, molecular function: heme binding; iron ion binding; monooxygenase activity. The record is from RefSeq and is a predicted model, not a curated record. The coding region runs from base 1 to 1512 and encodes 503 amino acids.